Molecule: messenger RNA, 1465 nt
Organism: Propithecus coquereli (Coquerel's sifaka)
Lineage: Eukaryota; Metazoa; Chordata; Mammalia; Primates; Indriidae
Gene: NR1I3
Product: nuclear receptor subfamily 1, group I, member 3
Exons: 9
Coding region: 290-1336 (348 amino acids)
Biological process (GO): negative regulation of transcription by RNA polymerase II; positive regulation of transcription by RNA polymerase II; cell differentiation
Molecular function (GO): zinc ion binding; nuclear receptor activity; RNA polymerase II cis-regulatory region sequence-specific DNA binding
Source: RefSeq, a predicted model, not a curated record
CAUGCUGGGAAAACCUCCUACCCAGCCUUUGCCCUGAGUCCAGGGUCUGCACCCUAACUUCAAAGUCACUGAGAGCAACUGGAAGCCACAUACCACAGACUCUUGCCUUCUAGGUACUGAGGGCCAUAAUCCCUAACUCCAAUCACUGGCAACUGCUGACAUCAAAAGGAAAGCACGGUCAGUGUGGGAGUUUGGGGAGGGUCAUCCCACACCAGAUUCUGUGGCCUGCAGAUGACACGCUGCCUGAGAGAAGCAGGGAUCUGUGACAGCCACCUGAACACCUGAAGCCAUGGCCAGUGGGAAAGAUGAGCCAAAGAACUGUGCGGUGUGUGGAGACCGAGCCACAGGCUAUCACUUCCAUGCCCUGACUUGUGAGGGUUGCAAAGGUUUCUUCAGACGAACAGUCAGGAAAAGCACUGGCCUUAUCUGUCCCUUUGCUGGAAGCUGUGAGGUCAGCAAGGCCCAGAGGCGCCACUGCCCAGCCUGCAGGUUGCAGAAGUGCCUAGAUGCUGGCAUGAGGAAAGACAUGAUAUUGUCAGCAGAAGCCCUGGCGUUGCGGCGAGUGAAGCAGGCCCAGCGGCGGGCACAGCAGGCACCUAUGCAGCUGAGUAAGGAGCAGGAAGAGUUGAUCCGGACACUCCUAGGGGCCCACACUCGCCACAUGGGCACCAUGUUUGAACAUUUUGUGCACUUAAGGCCUCCGGCUUAUCUAUUCCUCCAUCACCAGCCCUCACCCACCCCGGCACCGGUGCUGCCUCUGCUCGUGCACUUUGCAGACAUCCACACUUACAUGGCACAGCAAAUCAUCAAGUUCAGCAAGGACCUGCCCCUCUUCCGGUCCCUGCCCAUGGAGGACCAGAUCUCCCUUCUCAAGGGAGCAGCUGUGGAAAUCUGUCACAUCGCACUCAAUUCCACCUUCUGUCUCCAAACACAAAACUUCCUCUGCGGGCCUCUUCGCUACACAAUGGAAGAUGGAACCCACGUGGGGUUCCAGGUAGAGUUUUUGGAGUUGAUCUUUCGCUUCCAUGGGUCACUGCGACAACUGCAGCUUCGGGAGCCUGAGUAUGUGCUCUUGACUGCCAUGGCCCUCUUCUCUCCCGACCGGCCUGGAGUUACCCAGAGAGAGGAGAUUGAUCAGCUGCAGGAGGAGGUGGCACUGACUCUGCAUUGCUACAUCAAGGGCCAGCAGCCAAAACCCCGGAAUAGGUUUCUAUAUGCGAAGCUGCUAGGCCUGUUAGUUGAGCUUCGGAGCAUUAACGACAGAUACAGGUACCAAAUCCAGCGCAUCCAGGGAUUGCUUGCCAUGAUGCCCCUGAUCCAGGAGAUCUGCAGCUGAGGCCCAGGCUCCCUCCCUUCCCCAGCUCACCUGGUGCACACUGGACCGGAAAGAGAAAAAUGCUGUGACCAGAGAUUGGGCCCAGGAGAAAGGGAGCCCAGUGGUUGCAAUGAAAGUCUAAAGCAAUAA